AUGGGAUUAGCAGGUCAAAAGGAAAAACAACGCAUCAGUUCCGAUCCAAACAACUUGAACUGGAGCAAAGACGAGUCCAAGUUUGGCUUUAGAAUGCUUCAAAAGAUGGGCUGGAGUCCAGGAAAAGGUUUGGGUGUCAACGAAGACGGCAAAAAGGAACAUAUCAAAAUCAGAUUAAAAGACAAUACCCUCGGUGUGGGCGCUACCAAGAAGAGUGUGGAUAAUUGGUUAGGGAAUACAGAUGCAUUUUCAAGACUAUUGGCCGAUUUAAAUUCUCAAACACCUUCAGAAACAAGUAGUGUUGCCGAUGAAUCCCAAGAGGAAGAUGAUACCAAGGAUAAAAAGAAGAAAAAAGAAAAGAAAGAGAAAAAGGAUAAGAAGGAAAAGAAGGAGAAAAAGGAAAAGAAAGAAAAGAAAGAAAAGAAAGAGAAAAAAGACAAGAAAGAAAAGAAAGAGAAGAAGGAGAAAAAGGACAAGGAAGAGAAAAAGAGAAAGAGAGAUAGCGAUGAUGAUAAAGUAGAGACAAAGAAGGCCAAGACAGAAGAGGAAAGUAAACCAGCUGUUGUUUUACGAAAUGCUGCUCGUGCCAAAUUUUUACGUGCAAAGAAGAUGGCUACUAGCAACAGUGGAGAUAAAUCACAUUUAAAUGAAAUCUUGGGCAUCAAAUCAUCAUCAUCUACAACAACUACAACAAACAAUAAUCAAGGAUAUCAAACUUUUGAAACUUCAUCUUCAACAUUUAUGGCUGCAUUUACUGUUUAA
Molecule: messenger RNA, 762 nt
Organism: Rhizopus microsporus ATCC 52813
Lineage: Eukaryota; Fungi; Mucoromycota; Mucoromycetes; Mucorales; Rhizopodaceae
Product: G-patch-domain-containing protein
Exons: 2
Coding region: 1-762 (253 amino acids)
Biological process (GO): regulation of ribosome biogenesis
Cellular component (GO): nucleolus
Molecular function (GO): nucleic acid binding; telomerase inhibitor activity
Source: RefSeq, a predicted model, not a curated record